AUGGCCACGUUCCGGCGGUUUCGGCCCGACGACGUCAACAAGUUCUCCAAAUGCAAUCUCGAUCCAUUGACAGAGACGUACGAGCUCGGCUUCUACCUCCAGUACUACGCCAAGUGGCCGUCGCUCUUCCAGGUCUGCGAGGAUGUAGACGGAAACAUCAUCGGGUACAUCAUGGGCAAGGUCGAAUCGUCCCCCGAUGCGUAUAAGUACUCCGAGCACUACCUUCCGUGGCAUGCUCACAUUACGGCACUGACGGUGGCCCCUGAGGCUCGCCGCUUAGGCAUCGGCAAGAUCCUGACCAAGCGGCUGGAGGCGGCCGCCGACGCCAAUGACGCUUGGUUUGUGGACCUCUUUGUUCGCAGCAGCAACCACAGGGCCAUCACAUUCUACAAGAACCUCGGCUACAGCGUCUUUCGUGUUAUCAAGGACUACUACGGAGACCACGCCGCGGACCCUCACAAGACCAGCGAGGAUGCCUUUGACAUGCGAAAGGCAAUGAGGCGAGACGAGCACAAGCAGCAUGUCCGGGCCGACGGCGAGAACCACUUGGUUGAUUCAGAGGACGUCUGGUAG
Messenger RNA from Hirsutella rhossiliensis, 573 nucleotides. RefSeq names its product acetyltransferase (GNAT) family domain-containing protein. Gene Ontology annotation, cellular component: NatB complex. The transcript has 2 exons. Lineage: Eukaryota; Fungi; Ascomycota; Sordariomycetes; Hypocreales; Ophiocordycipitaceae. The coding region runs from base 1 to 573 and encodes 190 amino acids. The record is from RefSeq and is a predicted model, not a curated record. Gene Ontology annotation, molecular function: protein-N-terminal amino-acid acetyltransferase activity. Gene Ontology annotation, biological process: N-terminal peptidyl-methionine acetylation.